Mycena citricolor is the source of this 1103-nucleotide messenger RNA. The record is from the annotation of a GenBank genome assembly. Lineage: Eukaryota; Fungi; Basidiomycota; Agaricomycetes; Agaricales; Mycenaceae.
GUUCCAAAAUUGCGUGAUUUGGCCAUAUUCAAGUCAUAUUUUAGCCAAAAUCGGUCGGACUUCGCCCGACUUUUACUCUAUGCCGGACCGCUUCCGCGCUCUGGAGCUCGAUUUUACUCUAUUUUCGGACCGGAAAUCCAAAAAUUUUCGGCCAACUUUUACUCUAUUCCGGACCGACCUAGUACGGAGGGUCCGCGGGCCUACCCAGGCCUUUUUGCAAUCGUUGAGUCCGAUCGCUCGACCUGCAGUAUCCGACUGUACUGCCAGGACUGGACCCGUGCAGCGGUGUCGGCUUGUCCCUUUCCUGGCCCCGCCCUUUCUCACGUGACCUCGACCGCUCUCUAUCUCUCUCCUUCUCUCGCGCCCUAGCAUUCUCCUUUGUCCCUCUUGCCCUGUCCCUAUCUCGCUCACGAUCUCUUUCUCCGCCGCCCCGCUCUCGCUUUCCUUCGGAAUCUCUCGACCGACGAGAUGCGCAUUCCUCUCGUCGAUGCGCAGCAUGUGUGAAGUUUUCGUAGUGAUGACGGGGGUGGGACUGAGGUAGCUCCGGAAGCGGACGGUGUGGGUGCUGCUGCUGAUACACUUGUGCGGUGGCCCGACUCCCUGGUGCAUUGCCGUUUGCGUUCGCUUGUUUCGGAGGCGGAGACAUCGGCAGCCCAGCCCAGACAGGCGGCAGUAGCGGCACCUGAGAUUUCGAGUGUCCCACUGCUGCUUCCGCCGAAGACACUCCAGCAUUCGCAGGUCGGUGAGGCUGGUGCCCCACAGACGCCGGGUCCCGCGGAGCGAGAUCCUGCAUCCGUGCGACCCGCGAUGGGCGGACAGGCGGCUGCACGGGCAGCACGUCGCGCAUGCGCUUGAUUCCGAGUAUGAAUCCCUGUCGGAUAAGCUGCCGGUCGCGCUCUGACACGGCGUUCUGGAUGGAUUGCUGGAUGCGGCGGUACUCGGUGUCCAGCUGGGCGGAGGAGAGGAGCGCCAGGUCGGGGAGGAUGAGGGACGCGGGAGUGCCGUGUGGCACUACUGGCAUCGUGAUGGAGUUGAAUGAGUGCAGAUCGUGCGGAGCAUGCCUGUUUCCUGUCUUUUAACACCCCGGGCCCUCAAAGGGAAAU